UGUAGAUUUUGAUCUAAUGAUCCGCUUCACCUGUUCUUUAGUCGAACUUUCGUAUUUAUGAGAUGGAAAAACGGCGACUCUACGGCGUCCUUUAUUAUCUGAUGUUACAUGCGCCUCUGUUGUUUUAUGUGAAUGCCACUUUUACUGAAGUGCCCAAAGAUGUAAGUGUCGGAGAAGGAGAAGAUAUUGAGAUGCCCUGCGCAUUUCGGACCAUCGGAUCUACGCCGUUUUCCCUGGAGAUCCAAUGGUGGUAUCUUAAGGAGGCGGACCCAAGAGAACUUGCACACGAAUUGCAAAUUAGUGCCCCAGCGAACAGAGCAAAGGUUGCUCCAAGGGAUGCUACUAAAAUAAGUACCGUCAGGGUACAGGGCAAUGCCAUUUCUCAUAGGCUUCGCCUCUCUAACGUGCGCAAGGUGGAUGAGGGGGUGUAUGAGUGCCGGGUGUCGGACAACAAUGCCGACGAGACUCAGGAACACAAAGCUCAGGCCACUCUCUGGGUGACCCCGCGCGACGGCAUGGUGGCCGAGGAAGCCGUCUCACACAUCCAGAACAGGUGGCCACUGAGGAACAGCAACAGUGUACUUGGGGGUCGGGCCACCUCUGAGCCAGGCCAGCGAAAGCUCCGUCCUGGCCACAUUCCUGACUCCACAACGGCUGGGGCCUCUGCAGCAAAGUCCUCGGCGUCCCCUCGCCCCAGCAAUGCAGCCAUUCUCCGACAGCAGCAUGGAGCCGGUCCCAGACUCAUCACCACAACUGAUCCUCUCAUGUACAUCUCCCUAUUGAUUCUGCAAAGGCUUCUUCCCUUCUUAGUAGCCAACUGAUGGACUCCAACCAAACACCCUGCAAGGUUCUCACUAAAUGUACCAAACAGCAAAUGGAAACAUAUACAGUACAUAAAUAUACCCAUAUGGCACACUACUGAAGCAAAGAAAAGAAAAGAAAGACCUUUGGAAAAGUAAUGAUGAUCUUCUAACUGGGACUCAUGGAAGACUAGGCUUAUAGCUGGGUGUAAAUGAACUGUAUAAGAAGCAUGACAAAAAUAAAGGAAUCUAUGUCAAUUCAAGUUUCACAUUUGUGUUAAACA
Molecule: messenger RNA, 1084 nt
Organism: Megalops cyprinoides (Indo-Pacific tarpon)
Lineage: Eukaryota; Metazoa; Chordata; Actinopteri; Elopiformes; Megalopidae
Product: V-set and transmembrane domain-containing protein 2B-like
Exons: 5
Coding region: 63-821 (252 amino acids)
Source: RefSeq, a predicted model, not a curated record